GAUGAGGUCUGCCAGAGACCUGGGGCGAAUGCAUGUAGACGAGGUUCUUGGGUAAACAAAAAAAGGGCGGCUAAAUAAGCCAGGUUCUAGAUACGCGCCAAUGCUCACAAGACCAAUAAACUGUUAAUUAUAGAAGAUAGCCUUGACUUGAGGUUAUUGUUUGUACGUAUUGGGGCUAUCGCAGGUUUAUAUUGCAGGGAGUUAAAAGACACCUAUUCUCAAUUAAAAGAAUGGCUGAGCCUCUUCCCCACGCUCGGUCCAGUCCCCUUAUGAUAAUCGAAUCUUAGCUAUUAGAUGGACCUACCCGACUAAUUAUUUGCAUGGUGAAAAGCCGGAAAAGAAUUGGCUGCGAUGCGCUUUCAUAAAAAAUAAAUAAAUCUCUAUUCUUUUACGCUAUUCUAUGACGUUUGUAUUAAACGUCCAGAACUUUCCUACACUAAAUAACAGAUUGAAAAGUUUGUGAAUUUGUCGCAUAAAUGGAAAUCGGUUAUUUGAUUAAUUAGAAGUUCAAAGCAUAUUUUCCAAACACAUUUCACCUUCGCUAUUAAACUUCGGACCUUCAAAAGGCACUUUGUAUCAAUGUUUUCUUAUUUGGCACGUCUAUGCCGUCUUUGUUUUGCUCCAGACUUCUCCGCGAUCACCAAGUCUGCGACAUGUAGCUCUGCGACAUGUAGCAUGUGAGUAUGAGACCCAAGGGGCGAUCAUCAUUAGCAGCGUUUAAACUCGCAGACUUAUCCCUUUACAUGGAUCAGGGGUCUUGUAAAAUAGCGUGUUUGACAUUCUCAGCAUUGAGAAUGUGACAAACCUCCCAUCUUCGCUAUCUGAACGUGUCGUGAUCCAUUCUGGAUUGACAAGACGUGAAGAACACUAACGGAGAAAGCUUUUUCUAAUCGAAACAAUCAGGCCUUCAGUUCCAAAACGCGAUGAACAAGCAUGAAUGGAAAAAUGAUUGAAACGUGUGUAAAUUGUGUAAAAUUCUGUGCAGAUUUCGUGAGCAACGUUGUGUAGAUCGUCGUUUCAAGUUUCCAGACGAGACCAGACUCGAGCCUCGCUAUUCCCAUAUCUAACGGUAUUGGAAGUAACGCAGAUCACCGUUUCCUCUUUGGAAUUCAAACGAAUUCAACUCAUUAUCAAAGACAAUCUCGGGUAUCUCGAAGACAGCUUAAAACGACCAGAAGAAUCGGGAACCAAGAAAAAUUGUAAUCGUUUUUACACAAAAGUAACAGCAUGUGAAGACGAUAUACAGACGAAGUCGAGCAAUAAGAAACUUAUUCAUGGUAAAUGAAAGUGCUUAUUGAUAGGGAAACACUGCUAUUGGAAUCGUAAUUCAAAGUAUCAGGCAGCGAAGACGCUUUCUCUAGCGGCAGUCACGUGACAAGGGGCUAGACUGUAUAACUGGAAGGAUUACUGACAAGCUAAAAAACAAGGUGGUCUACGUAGGCGUGGUGUAGACAAGCUGUAGGCGAAAAUCAAAGAGGACACAAGUGAAUGUUAAAAACUCAACACUUGAACAGUGGAAUAUUGGACCAUUCUCGUACAUUACGUGAUAUCCUCCUUUGCGAUCAAGCUAAAACGGCCCUGAUAGCAAUGUGUAAAUGAGUCAUCGACUGGAAUCUCACAGGGAGCGCAACACGCGGCUUGUUUAGGUUACGUGAUCAAUUCUGUGAUUCUCUGUUACGACAACCUUGCGCUGUAUAAAACUUGUUUUUCUUCAAGUUAUUACUUUGGUGUUUUAUCAACUGCGAAAACAAGGACUUCGAGAGGGCCGAGUCGGGCAGAGUCACUGGUACUGGACUAUUCUCGGGGUAGCUUCAUCUGCCAACGAAAGGCCGAUUCAUUUACGGUUAACAUAGAAGCUUAUAAAUACAGUGUCCCUCGAGUACGGCUCACGUCAUACGGGACUUACGGGGUCACAUACGGGACUCACGGUGUUACAUACGGGCAUACGUAGGCAUACCGUAUUACUAAUAAGAUAAUGAAUGAAAGCAAUGUAUCCAGACUACCACCAUUGCAUCACGUGACUUCAUCCAGCGUCAAGGGAACGGUUUGGGCAUGCGCAUUCGGCGCCGAGUCCUUCCUGAUUGUCGUUUCCAAUCUUCUCACGGUCGCAGUCUUCCUGACAGGGCGUCAACUGCGCAAGCGCAGCACGUACUGCUUGCUCAACCUCUCCGCCGCUGACUUGUUAGUGGGCGCGAUUCCCAUGCCUAUGUUCGUCUAUUUGAUCGGGGUGCAUCACUCGUUGUGGGAGUUGACCUGGGACAUGAGCUCGUGGCGUAAUGUUUAUAUGCCCGUAGACAUGAUGUGCGCGUUCUCGUCCAUAUUCUGCCUUGUAUUGCUGGCACUUGAGCGCAUCUACGCCACCCUGAUGCCCUUCCGCCACAGGCAGCUCGCAGAUCGCGGGUACCUCUUCGCCAUCAUCGCAGUGUGGUCAGCGGCAUGCACUAUCUCACUCGCCUCAUACUUCUCCCUGGCAAUAUUCCACAGCCAGCCCAUGUCUACAUAUAUUCCCAUGACGUCACUUUGUAUUGCGGUCCUUAUUAUGGUAAUCUCGUACUUCCUUAUAUGGUUCAAAGUCAAGUGUCAUAAUAACACUCACGGCGAAGGCUGUCACGUGGGACGUAAGAUGACCUAUGAACGCAAGCUUGCUAAGACACUGUUCAUAGUAACCACUGCCUCGCUAUUGGCCUGGCUCCCUUUUGUCGUCACCAGCACUGCGGCGAGCUUCUACAAGAUAACCUUAGACUUCGAAAUCGUGCUAGCCGUCAAGCUCUUACACUACAGUAACUCCCUGAUAAACCCGGUCAUAUAUACUUUUAAAAUACGCGAGUUUCGGCGCGCGCUGAGUGGAAUGGUACGGGGUCGCACCAGCUCCUUCGCCUUGCAGUCUGGUCACGUGCCCUUAGAAGUCAUUCGAUCAUUCGAGAACUUGAGGAUUGCCUCACUGCGCAGCUGACACAACGUAUUAAUUCCAAGAAUCCACCACAACGAUUCGUUAAAACAACGUUUGACUACAGCUUUGCACAUUGCACUUCAAAAUGCAGAAGUUUUGAAAGAAGUUUUAAUGAGAAUGAGUAUAAAAAGAAUAAAUGAGCGAUCUUA
Molecule: messenger RNA, 3099 nt
Organism: Nematostella vectensis (starlet sea anemone)
Lineage: Eukaryota; Metazoa; Cnidaria; Anthozoa; Actiniaria; Edwardsiidae
Product: alpha-1A adrenergic receptor
Exons: 2
Coding region: 1976-2953 (325 amino acids)
Biological process (GO): G protein-coupled receptor signaling pathway
Cellular component (GO): membrane
Molecular function (GO): G protein-coupled receptor activity
Source: RefSeq, a predicted model, not a curated record